AUGGCGAUUUCUGAAGAAAUCCAGAUACCGAAAACGCAAGACCCAUGCGCCUCUUACGCCUCGCCGUCCGGAGAUCGCCGGUUCGAGAAGCUUCGCGGCGUUCGAUGGCGAAUAAACCUUGGAAUUUUGCCGUCUUCUCCUUCCUCCACCAUCGAUGAGCUUCGCAGAGUAACGGCUGAUUCCAGAAGAAGAUAUGCUGCUUUGAGAAGACGACUCUUAAUUGAUCCACAUUUGCCCAAGAAAGGAGGAAUCAACUCUCCAGAUCUAACGAUUGAUAAUCCUUUAUCACAGAAUCCUGAUAGUACUUGGGGAAGAUUCUUCCGUAACGCAGAGCUGGAGAAAACACUCGAUCAAGAUCUCUCACGGUUGUAUCCAGAACAUGGAAGUUACUUUCAAUCCUCUGGAUGUCAAGGGAUGCUAAGACGGAUACUUCUCUUGUGGUGUCUCAAGCAUCCUGAGAUUGGUUACAGACAAGGGAUGCAUGAACUAUUGGCUCCUUUGCUUUAUGUUCUUCAAGUGGAUGUGCAAUACCUUACGGAAGUGAGAUCAAACUAUGAAGACCAGUUCAUUGAUUUGUUUGACGAACUAGCAUUUCAAGAACGUGACUCUGCUGCUUACGAUUUCGAUAUCAAAAAGGUGUUGGAUGAUUCCAUGGAAGAAGGAGAUGAAAAUGGUCCACCUUUUGGAAGCACCAAGAAGAAAAAACCAAAGAGUUUCGAUGAACUCGACGCCGAGACGCAGACCGCUGUUCUGUUGAGUGACGCCUAUGGAGCGGAAGGCGAAUUAGGAAUCGUCCUCUCCGAGAAGUUCAUGGAACACGACGCCUACUCCAUGUUCGACGCUCUCAUGUACGGUGGAUCUUCCCUUGGUUCGGUCUCCGUGGCGAAUUUCUUUGUGUACUCAGCUCCAAACGAUUCCGUCACGGGACUGCCUCCUGUGAUUGAAGCUUCUUCUGCAUUGUAUCAUCUACUUUCUCUAGUCGACGCUUCUCUUCACAGCCAUCUAGUUGAGCUCGGCGUCGAACCGCAGUACUUUGGUCUCCGUUGGUUACGUGUUCUGUUCGGAAGAGAGUUUCCUCUGAACAAUCUCUUGAUCGUGUGGGAUGAGAUCUUCUCCGCUGACAACUCCGAGGUAGAGACAGGCGUCGCUGAGGCUGAUCUAGGGUUUGAAUUCAGGAUCCUGAGCUCACCGCGAGGAGCUCUUGUCGCAGGGAUGGCGGUUUCGAUGAUACUCUAUCUGAGAUCGUCGCUGCUAGCAACUGAAAACGCGACUUCCUCUCUCAAGAAGCUACUGAAUUUUCCAGAGGACAUCGAUCUGAGUAGAGUGAUCGAAAAGGCCAAGUCUUUGCAGGCUCUUGCUCUUGAAAUCAAUGCUCGUCGUGACUUAGUUCCUAAAGGGUCGAGAAAACCGACGACGAGAGGUCACAGCUUAUCGGUCGAUUCGAUCUCGCUUGGCUCUUCUUGUUCUCCUGUGGGGAUAGUUCCUGAGAGCUACUGGGAAGAGAAGUGGAGAGUUUUGAACAGCGCGGAGGAAGAGGAACGGAAGAAGAAAGCGUUGUUGCAGAGACCGAGAACGGUGAAGAAAAGCUGGUCGGAGAGAGUGAAGCUUAGGCUUUCGAGGACGGAAUCGGAUCCUUCACCGGCUGAAGCAAGUAUAAGCGGGAACAAGCCGCCUAUUAGACGAAGUUUGCUUGAUGAUCUAUCGAGGCAGCUAGGUGAAAAAGAGAUUGAUCCUCCUCCCGAGCUCUCAAACGCGGAUACGGAUAUCGAACGCUCGUCUACAGUAUCUGAUUCGGCGAGCGUGGACUAUGAGGAUAACAGUUCUGAUAAAUGCAAAACAGAGAACCAUUUGCAUUUGCCUCUUCCGGUUCCUGAGAAUGAGCCAGAGGCGAAAACAGGGGCGAGUAUCUUCUUCAGGGAUAGGAAGAUUCUUUCUGGUAAGUUCCAGAGGCUAUGGAGGUUAGGUCGAAACUUGUCCGGCGAGGAAACUACUUCUGAGACGAAAGAAGCUGAGACGGUAGAUACUGAAGAUGGGAAGACCGAUUCAGAUUCAACUGUGGGUAAUGGAGUUGCGUUGAAGGAUACAGGACGGUCCAUGCUUGAACAUAUUAAGGUGAUAGAGUCGGUGUUGGAGCCAAGUUCACCGGAAAAUAUGACUGAGAAUGGAAGACUAACAGUUGAGGAAGCUCUGAGAGAACUUCGUAGACUUGGAAAUAUGUUGACGGAAAUGUAG
Thlaspi arvense is the source of this 2232-nucleotide messenger RNA. Lineage: Eukaryota; Viridiplantae; Streptophyta; Magnoliopsida; Brassicales; Brassicaceae. The record is from the annotation of a GenBank genome assembly.